GCCGAGCGCCUAAAAAGAGAACCCUGAAAGCUGAUCGGGCCCUCGCUCCGCUUUAUGCGAGAACAGGAAGUCAGAUCACAAAGCGACGAGGGAAAUUUAGAGAAAGGGGGAAGGGAACAGAAAAUUCUUUGCAUAGCCAGCGCCAGAUUGAGUGCAGGAGAGCUGAGCGAUGGUCGCUGCCCCUGCGGGGUCAGGGCUGCGUUCAGCUGGCGGUGGGCGAGGAGUGACAUCACGUGAAGUUUCGUGGCUUUUCCAGCGUGGAAAUGAGUCAGAAACUUAAGCGAAGGCUUGAAAAUCGCUGACAUGAGGCAACCUGCCCAAGGAUGCAGCACUGCUCCUGAAUCAGCACUUGAGCUGAAGCAGAUCAGUCAUUGUCACAGCCUUUCAAAUCUUACCCAGGUCACAAUGGUGCCACUGGGGCACCUGGCCAAAGGGGCAACUUUGGAAGAUCUUCUUGAAACCUGCAUUCAGUCUUUUGAUUUAGAAGGAAACGCUUAUCAGAACAACCAGCUGCUAAAGAUGAUUCUGACCAUGCACCAGUUUUUCAUCUCCUCUGCAGACAUGCUCCAGAAACUUGUUGAUCUAUAUCCUUUUGCUUUAGAAAAGAAAUCUUCCAUGCUGUGUGUAAAGAUAUGCUAUUUUGUGAGGUAUUGGAUUACAGAGUUUUGGGUUAUGUUCAAAAUGGACUCUAAACUAUCCACAACUAUGGAGGAAUUUCAAGAACUGGUUAAAGCUAAUGGUGAGGAGUUACACUGUCGUCUAAUUGACACAACUCAAAUAAAUUCCAGGGACUGGUCUAGAAAGCUGACACAGCGUGUAAAGGCUAACACCAGUAAGAAACGGAAAGUUUCUCUACUUUUUGAUCACCUUGAGCCAGAGGAGCUGUCAGACCACCUUACCUAUCUGGAAUUUAAGUCUUUCAGAAGAAUAUCAUUCUCAGAUUAUCAAAACUACAUUGUGAAUAGUUGUGUGAAGGAGAAUCCAACGAUGGAAAGAUCAAUUGCUCUUUGCAAUGGUAUCUCUCAGUGGGUGCAGUUAAUGGUUCUCAGUAGACCAACACCACAGCUUCGAGCUGAAGUAUUCAUCAAGUUCAUUCAUGUUGCACAGAAGCUUCACCAGUUGCAGAAUUUCAAUACGUUAAUGGCAGUGAUAGGAGGUCUCUGUCACAGUUCCAUUUCCAGACUCAAGGAAACAAGCUCAUGUGUUCCUCAUGAUGUAACUAAGGUGUUUAAUGAAAUGACAGAAUUGCUUUCAUCUUACAAAAACUAUGACAGUUAUCGACGUGCCUAUAACGAGUGCACUAACUUUAAGAUCCCAAUCCUUGGGGUCCACCUGAAAGACUUGAUAUCGCUUCAUGAGGCCAUGCCAGACUACUUAGAAGACAAGAAAAUUAACAUAUACAAACUGUACUCUCUGUAUAACCACAUAAAUGAGCUGAUACAACUCCAGGAAAUGCCACUUCCCCUGGAGGCUAAUAUGGACCUUGUUCAUUUGCUUACACUGUCCCUUGAUCUGUACUACACAGAAGAUGAAAUUUACGAGCUUUCAUAUGCACGAGAGCCAAGAAGUCACCGAGCUGCGCCUUUGACACCUUCUAGACCACCAGUAGUUGCAGACUGGGCCUCAGGAGUAGCCCCAAAACCUGAUCCAAAAACCAUCAGCAAACAUGUUCAGAGGAUGGUGGAUUCUGUCUUCAAAAAUUAUGACCAUGAUCAGGAUGGAUACAUUUCUCAGGAAGAAUUUGAAAAGAUAGCAGCCAGUUUUCCAUUCUCAUUUUGUGUAAUGGCUAAAGACUGGGAAGGUCUGAUUAGCAGGGAUGAAAUAACUGCUUACUUUAUGAGGGCUAGCUCAAUCUAUUCCAAAUUAGGACUUGGGUUUGCUCACAACUUCCAAGAGACUACUUACUUAAGGCCUACUUUCUGCGACAACUGUGCUGGAUUUCUUUGGGGAGUCAUAAAACAAGGAUACAGAUGCAAAGACUGUGGAAUGAAUUGCCACAAGCAAUGCAAAGACCUGGUUGUGAUAGAGUGCAAGAGAAGACCCAAAACUUCAGUCCCAGACAGCAGCCCAACAUCUGCUCUUGCUUCAAGCCUCUGCACACUAGGGGUCAAAGAGCAAUUCCAUGGACAAGAAGAAGGACCAUUCACGUUUCCUAAUGGAGAAGUAGUGGAACACAAUGAAGGCAGCAAAGACCGAACCAUUAUGCUGAUGGGUUCCUCAGCUCAGAAAAUCUCAGUAAGACUGAAACCAGCUGUGGUUCAUAAAGGUACACAGACUGAUUCUGUACUGCUGUUUGGUGAUGUAUCUCACAGGCAGACAGAGAAGAAAGAAAGGUUACCAGAAAAUCCUUAUCUCCAGCCUACUCCACCAUCCCCAUGUCCAAGCCCACUACUAAGCCGCAAAAAGGCAUAUGUUAAAUGGGAAAACAAGGACUCCAGCCAGAAAAUGAAGGAGGAGCAUCACAGCUAUAAACCCUCAUACCACGAACUUGAGCAGGAAAGAAAUAUUCUAAAGGCAGACAAUGAAGGUUUAAAGAUCCAGCUGGAGCAGGCACAUAAAACAAUCGAAUCUCUUACAAUCCAGAGAAGAAAUCAUGUAGUUGAUGACCUACAGCACAGAGACUGCUCCUAGCAGAAAAGGGGAAGAUCCCUAUGGAAGAAUGGAAGACUGAAGGUGUGACAAAGCUGCUUUACCAAGUGAUCUGGAGAGCUAGUCCAAAGGAUUUUAAACAGAAAUGCUCUCCUUAUUCUGUACACUUCUGUAUUAGAAAUACACUCUUAAGUGUAUAAAUGAAUUCCUUUGACCUUUUUAAGGUAAUUUAGCAUCAUCUGCAUGAUGAAAAUCAUAUCUUCUGGGAUUGCUUUUAAAAGGAGUGACACUGUUCCUGAAGUUUAUGUUCAUGACGGAUUCCACAGUGAGUUCGCUGCAGGCAGCACACGUUACUCUACAAGUGUUCUGACAAUGUAGCUACUCAUAAGACUAUCACCUCAGAUUUGGUCCAAAUUCAGGUUUGUAGAAACAUGAUCAAUAAAGCUAAGCAUUUAAGUAAAACUGCAGAAAUAUUCCAUUAAGAGAGAGAGUUCCUUCUCAUUGUGUCUAAAAACAAUUAAAAUUAUUAAGUGGACUGUGGCCUUUAUUUCUGAAGUUUAGCAAAAAUAUUAAAAUAAGUAAACCUAAUGAUAUUUGAUUACUUGAUUCUUAGGCUUUGUUAGGGUAAACUGACAAAUGUUUUAAAACUCCUUCAGAGCUUUGUAGUCCUGCUGCUCAAAUGCUUACCUUUGUUAAGGUAAAAUAUGAGACUUAAGAGUUUAGAGUGAACACUGCUUCCAUUUUUGUGGAAAUGAGCCCUACUUAUUCAGCUUAAAGGAUAGCUUGCUGUCCCUUUACCAUAAAUAUGGGACAAAGUUGAUUAUUUUUUUGUAAUGUCAAAUGACACCAGUGUUGCAACAUCUGAGUACAACCUUAAAGGCCAUAUUAUGAGGGAAACUGUAUAGUAAUCCCAGUGCAACAGAUAAUGUAUUUCUGAGCUUCUAACAUCUUACAGCUCUAACCGGGAUUUUCCAUUAUCUUUCUCAUAGCUUUCACAUGCACUUUAUCUAAAGAGUCAAGCUGACCAUGCUCUCAUGUGUAUAAAUUUUGUAUAGUGAAAGGUGCUAGGGAGGUAACAGUUUUCUUAAUGCUAUUAAGUGUUCAUACUGGCAAAAGAUGACAAAACAGCGUUUCAAGUUACUGGUAUAUUUGUCAGAAUAGUCAAUUUUAAAAUUGCAUUUGCGUUUCAAGGUAAUUCUUACACUUACAGUUGUAUAAAACUCACUUGCAUUUAUCAAGCAGGCAUUUCUCAUCAUACAUGUAAACAGCAGAAAGUUAAAACUUGAUAUAUUUAUUAAUAACGUAUACUUAAUGCUCUUCAAAACUUGCAAGUUACUUUACAAACUACAUUAUAGAUUGAAUUUUUAGUUGACCCAUUAUAAUAGCAUGCGUGCUUUGUGUUCAAAGUGGCAUAAGUGUAUGUUCUAUCUCUAGUUUACAGUCAUUAAUUGUCAAGUAUAUGAAUGCUUUACUUACUGUUUAAAAAAAAGACCAUUGGAAACUACUUAGCAGUUUACUGGUUCUAAAUCCUUGUUUAGCAUUUGGAUUGUGCUUGUACCUCCAUGACUGGUAGGAGACAGUAGUAGUAGUAGUACUAGUAGUAAUGGAGUUUGUUAUUUACUGUAAAUAAAUAUGGUAUGUAAAGAGUUGAAAUGCAUAUGACAAAAAAUAGCAGCUGUGAAGAUUGUGCAACUUUUGUUCCUCAUACACUAAACCUGAAUUAUUAACAGUUAACACGUAAUUGCACUUUGAUUAGUGAAGCAGUCAAAAUGGCUUUCAGGUCAUGUUUGUAAACUUGCUUUGCCAAUUUUCUGUAAGCUUCUUGAUAUUUGUCCUCUGUGCAGGACUACAGCAAGGAGAAUUUUUGAUAUGCAUUUAGCAAACAAAAGUCUAUUUCUGCAACAAAUAAAACAAACAGGAUAAAUACUUAAUAUAUUUUCAUGUAUUUGGAAAAUACCUUCAAAGAGCAACAAAGACUGGUAAAUCCUGUUGUGCAGCUAACUGCUUGCUUAUGCUCUGGACUCUGGAUUCUAAUAGAAUUUCUGUAUGUGUAUAUAUAUAUAUAUACUUUGUUCAUUUCCUCCCCUCCCUCUCCAAAGUAGACAAACUAAUGUCAACAGCUGGCCCAAAGGCCAGCGUUAGUUACUAUGUUACAGAGUACUAAGGUUUAGUACUUAAUGCUUAAAAUUGAGUUAAGACCAUAUUUGUACAGUCGUAAAUGUUAACAUUUCUCUCUGUCAUUCUAUUGUUCCUACAAACAGUUUGAAUGAUUUACAACACCUAUUUGCAGGAACGUCUUACAGAACCAGUAUAUGGUGCUUCAUGUGUGCUGAAAGCUUCCUGCUUCAAAUGACUUGGUUGAUACCUGGAAAACUUGAGAGCUCUUCAACUACCUUCAGGUUCUAUGUUUGCCAAAAUCCCUUUACAAUCUUUUUUUGUUGUUGUUGUUUUUUUUUUCCCCUGUUUUGGUGAUAGUCCCUUCUUAUUACUUUUGGGACUUUGAUUUUGAUGCAUGAAAGACUUGUGCUAAUAGCAAAAACAGACUGUACUGAGAUACUGCUGAAACCAGCCGAGCUAUGAGCAAAUAUCACAUGCAUCUCUGUUAACCUUAAUGCUCCUCCUCUAUGCUAGGAAAAAAAGAUACAGUUAAACUACCAAGUGCUGUUUAAAGUCUUAUCAGCAAACAGUGACAUUGAACACCACUUAUAAUUUAUCUUGUAAUAAAAAUGAAAAGCACUUACCUUUAUGCUUUCUCCAGGCUCAGCUGUGUUUCAUGUACGUACAGGAAGGAAGAAAAAAUGAACACCCCCGCCCCAACUACUGUUUAUUUUUAAGUAUAAAUUCUGAUCCUCUAAAGAUAAAGUAGACUGAAUAAUAUAAAAAUGAAAAUGGCAGAGCUACUUUUAAUAUUCAAAUUAAAGACAACUGCAUUUAAAGUAGCUUAGAAAUGCUUUUGAAAAUAUCAAAGCUACCUUUUAGAAUUUUUUAUUAUAGCAGCAGUCUGUUAUUCUGUUGUAACUGAUCUCUACAGCAACUUGAAAAGUUUUUGUUUUAAUGCUAUUAAAGAAGAUUGAAAAAGUGUACAGAUUGUAAAGAUUUUAUAUAUAAGUGUAAGAUUUUGGUUUAAUAUUUAUAAUAGAAAAAAAUAUUAAAAUUGCACAUUGCCUCUGCGUUUCUAUCUGAAAAAUCUUAACAACCUAAAUUCAUUUUCCUCGAUUCUGUUAUCUGGGACACUUCUGGGACUAACCUAGUGUCUGAGUUUCUACUCUCUGUUGCACCUGAGACCAUUGAGAAUGCUCGGGAAGCUAGGCCUGCGUAGAUUAUUCUCUCAGUAUUUUAGUGGUUGAGAAGCUACAGACACUGUUUCUGCCACUCUAAUGUUCCAAGUAUUGCAAAGCACAAUAUCCUAUUAAUUCUGAAAAGAUUUAACAGCAUGAUAAAAAAGUUUAAACAAGUCUUCUGCAAUUCCUACUAAGGCUGGCUAUUACACAGACAACAUCACAGCACCCUGAAGAUUUACUAUUUACCUUACAGCAAAACUCAAAUACCGCAUCUCAAAGCCAUUUUUUAUGUGAGGUAUUGAACAUCAAAAUAUCUGACAGAGGGGAGGCAAGAACAAGUUGUGUUUUGUUUCAGAAUUACAGAAAUUAAAAAUUGAAAGCUUCACAAAUAAUUAGAAGUUAUUUCCUUAAUUUACAUAAAGACGAUAGUAACAAUCAUGUAGACCUAUGCUUUUUGUCCUGUUUUGGACACUGACACUUUCAAAUGAGACAAUACAAUUGGGAUGUAUCUGGAAUCUGUCCUGUCU
Molecule: messenger RNA, 6397 nt
Organism: Cygnus atratus (black swan)
Lineage: Eukaryota; Metazoa; Chordata; Aves; Anseriformes; Anatidae
Gene: RASGRP1
Product: RAS guanyl releasing protein 1
Exons: 17
Coding region: 304-2631 (775 amino acids)
Biological process (GO): Ras protein signal transduction; positive regulation of GTPase activity
Cellular component (GO): plasma membrane
Molecular function (GO): guanyl-nucleotide exchange factor activity; calcium ion binding
Source: RefSeq, a predicted model, not a curated record